AUGGAGGCCGCCAUGAUCGUCGUCACCACCUUGCUGCUGAAUCUUGCCUUGUUCUCGCCAUGUCUCUCGAUUGGGUCCAUGCCCAUCCAUCACGACUACACCCGCUUCGCCGACGUCGAGCGGCACUGUCAGUCCGUGCUCUCAUCAGCCGCGGACGCGGAGCUCAACGCUGAUGCCGGCCGUGGCAGCAGACUGAUGUACCAGCUAUCCUUCAUGAACGGCGACUGGAGCCAAGACGCCGGCCAAGCUCCCCUGCUUCCGUUCCACGGGAGCUAUGCCGAUCCGGCGGUGGUGGCCGGUCCUGAGCUGCUUGAAGCGGUCCCCCUGGCGUCCUUCAGGCUCACGCACAUGGAGACGGUUCCACGGCGACGACGAGGUGCACGAGCCGCCUUCAACGUCAGCGGCGUCCUUAGUCUCACCAUCGCCCGCAACCGCAGCUGCAGCUGGUUGCAUAUGGAAAUGGAACCGAGUCCGUCGCCAGAGUUCGAGCUCCGGCCGGGGAUCGCCAGGCUCCAUCUAGUGUUCCAAGGCGUGUAUACCGAGACAAGGUCGUCGCCGGGGAGCGGUGCCCGUGACGACGGCGGUGGUGAGAGGGUGCUGUGUAUGGUCGGGGACUCUGUUCUCCCCGUGCGCGGAAGCAACAGCACGGACCCGUGGGACUGGGCCAAGAAUGAUGGCGCUGGCACCAACCUGGAGCCGCCGGUCAUGUCCGACGGCAACAUCCUGCUCGUGCUACGGUACCCCAAGACGCCGACGCUGACAACUCGCGCCGUGCAUGGCGUGAUGAUGAGCACUAACUCCAAGUCUGAUGGCGCGUACUUCGACACCAUCCGCUUGGUGUCACAGCUUUCGGCGGGCGGGUACGGCUCCGGUUACCAAUUCCGGCAAGAAGAAGACGCGGAGUCGUCUGAUGUCGCAUGGUGCAGCAAGGACGACUCUCCCUUCCAUGAAGGCGACGCCAUGGAGCAGCACCACCUGAACAGUGGCGAUUCUCUCGGCGACUUCAUCCACGAAUCCAAUUUCAACGGCCAAAUGAUGGAAGUCGUUCCAAACUGGAACUGCAAGGGGACUGAUGAGUUCUGCAGCCAGGUCGGGCCGUUCGUGUCCAGGCCCCCUGCCACAAGCAGAGCUUUGGAGGACAUGGCGUUCACUCGUCCCGCCAUCGCUGUAAGCAUGGGCUUCCAAAGCAAGCCGUUGGGCACCGGCAGCAUGGACAUGGACGGACGGGCAGCCGCGACCGCGAGGGUGGCAGCCGUGUUCCGCUACGUGCCCCCGUGGGAGCAUCAGCCCACUGCGGCAAAGCGGACCGGCAUGAGCAGCAUGACCUUGUCGGCCGAUGGCGUCUGGAUCCCAUCCAUGGGGCGGGUUUGCAUGGUGGGCUGCCUAGGCGUUGGCGUUGCCAAGGAAGCAUGCCACUACCGUGUGAGUCUCUCCGUCGGGACAACGAUGUCGAUGACUCGCCGCGGCAUCAUCGCCGGACAGAUCACCGCGAUGGAUGGGGAGAGCCACCCUCCGCUCUUGUUCCAGCAACGCGUGGACCCCCAGAUUGGCGGCUACAGGCCGUUGCAGCGGCGCAUGUCGUACUUUUACACCAAGGUCGAACAGGCUCGGGAGCUCCUCCUUCGACUCAGAGCGAGCCAACCAGCGGGAUUUCGCAACAGCUUCGUUGCCAGGUCACUACUCAGCUAUCCAAGUAUCGCUCCUGGUGUUGCUCCCAAUGAUGACAUGAUGGUGAGUCUCGCCAACCUCGCCGACGACCUUGAUCUUCGCUUUCAGUUCACUGUGAAGCCGCCGUUCGUGCCGCAAUGGAUCGAGGCGCCAUUCUUUGAACUAGCAGAUACUCUCUAUUGGCACCAUGGUUGGACGAAACAGCUAUCGCCAAUCCCAGACCCAGAGUAUGCCGCGGAUCGAUCUACUCAAGAGAGUCCAUGCCGUGAAGAAGCAGCACAUACUGCUGAAUGUGUCUGCGGAGUUCAUGGCAUCCAGGAAAUGCCUCGGUCCAAGUCCGGUGAUGUCAUUGGAGGGCGUGUACAACCCAGAGGAUGGGCGAAUGUGACGGUGGAGUACCCGCCGACGACAACGCGGUGGCUCAUCAGCCAGGAGGCAAAGGUCUUCAUCGCCAGCACGAGAGAUGACGACGACCCACUACACUUCAACAGGACCGAGCUCCACACGCUGCCCGUCAUAUACCGGGACCAGCGGCAGCACGAGCUGACGGAGCCGAUCGUGGAGGGGCUCCUCUGCGUCACCAUGCUGUCGGCCACCAUUGCCGCCACCAUCAGCCAGCUGCGCUACAUCAAGUCCCACGCCGACGUCGCGCCGUACAUCUCCCUCGCCAUGCUCGGCGUCCAGGCUCUCUGCUACAGCGCCACGCUGGUCACCGAUGCAAAGAUGCUGCCGGCGUGGCCAUCGCAGAGGUACGGACGACCCUACGCCUACCAUAUGGGUUGGAACAUUCUGGACUGCUCCUUGAAAGCGCUCACCCUCGCGGCGCUUGCCGUCACGGCGCGGCUCGCUCAGAAGGUGUGGCGGUCGAGGGCCCGGGCGCGGGUGCGGGCGCCGCUCGAGCCGGAUCGAGUACCCGACGACACCGUGGUGCUCCUGUACAGCUUCGGUGUACACUUGGGCACCCUCUUCUUCGCCGUCGCCGUGCACUGGCUGAGCACCUAUGGCACGUCGGUGACGACUCUGCCGCCCAGGGUGGUCUACUAUGAAGCGCAGGGGAUGCCGUCGUCGCACAUGCGCACAGGCGGCUCCGUCAUGGAGCGGUAUGUCGGUGUGGUUAAGGAGUGGUUUUUGCUCCCGCAGGUCAUCGGCAAUGCCGUCUGGCGCAUCAACUGCAAGCCUCUCGCGGCGGGAUACUACGCCGGCGUCACCGCAGCGUGGUUGCUGCCACGCAUUUACGGCUACCUCCGGCCACCUGUCGUUAACAUGUACCGCGACACUCACGACGAUGUCAUGGACUUCUACUACAAGGCCGGUACCGUGGUGAUUCCAGUCGUCGGAGUCCUGUUGGCUAUGGUGGUUUAUGUGCAGCAGCGCUGGAACUACAAGAUCAUUGGUUGGGCAAUGAAGACGGAGAGGAAUAAGCUGCAGCACGCGUACUGA
Molecule: messenger RNA, 3108 nt
Organism: Miscanthus lutarioriparius
Lineage: Eukaryota; Viridiplantae; Streptophyta; Magnoliopsida; Poales; Poaceae
Source: the annotation of a GenBank genome assembly